UUGCUUACUACUCUUUCAUUCUACCAUUGAUCACUCUAUUACCGUUUACAAUGGCCUGGAACAAUUUCAAGACCCACAGCGUCUUCUCGAAAGACGAGUUCUACGGCCUUCCUACUUUCCCCGAUGCUGAAGGCAAAAAAUACUCUGCCAUUGUGACCGGCGCCAAUGGUAUUACUGGUGCACAUAUGAUUCGUGUGCUGGCUGAGGCUCCAGAACGUUGGGGAACCAUCUAUGCACUGAGCAGAAAGCCGCCUGCGUCUCUCAUCGGAGGCAACAUCAAGUAUCUCGCAGUCGACUUUUUGGAGUCGCCUGAAGAGAUAGCCAAACAAUUGACAGAACACAUUCUAAAUGUCGAUUAUGUGUUUUUCUCCUCAUACAUCCAGCCCGCGGGCGUCUGGUCUAACACCGAUGAAUUGGAAAGACUGAAUACGCUUCUGUUGUCAAACUUUCUCUCUGCAUUGACCCUGGCGCAAAAAGUCCCCAAGAGAUUUCUUCUCCAAACAGGCGGGAAGCAUUACGGAUUGCACCUUGGGCCGGGCAUUAACCCAAUGGAAGAAUCAAACCCUCGCGUUACAUCAGCACCAAACUUCUACUACCCACAGGAAGAUUUACUCUGGAAAUGGUCGCGUGAAAACAACACCGAGUGGAACGUGACUCGGCCGGGUUUCAUCAUUGGUGCCGUACGCGAUGCGUCAAUGAACAUUGCUCACGGCUUUUCUCUGUACGCUGCUAUUCAAAAGGAACUUGGAAGGCCGCUUGAAUUCCCUGGCGAUAUCACUGCUUGGGACGUCGAGAAACACAUAUCGUCUGCGCUUCUUAUCGGCUACCAUGCCGAAUGGACCGUUCUCACCCCUUCCACUCGCAACCAAGCCCUGAACAUUGCUGACGGCGGCACUUUCACUUAUGGCCAAUUCUGGCCCAUCCUUGCUGCUCUUUAUGGCAUUCCCUAUGGCAUCCCUGAGCUGGAUGAUGCCAAGUAUCAGACUGUUGAAAUGCCACUUGCUCCCCCGCCUCGAGGCUUCGGGCCGCCUGGCAAGUUCAGGGUUGCCUGGACAUUCGAAGACUGGGCAAACAAGCCCGAAGUUAGACAGGCAUGGGAGACUUUGAAGGCAAGGCAUAAUCUGGCACCGCAGCCGGAUCCUUUUGAUAAGGUACCGGAGAUAUUUGGCCUGCUGGAUAAAGAGAUUCUUGGGGGUUGGGGAAGAAGCUUGAGCAUGAACAAGAGCCGAAAGCAAGGAUGGAAUGGAUUCGUUGACUCGAGUGACUCUCUCAUCAAGACGUUUGAAGAACUUGCCGCCCUGAAAAUGAUUCCGCCUUUCAAGCGACCAGAGCAAAUCGACAUUAAAUUUCACGGAUAUUGAACAUGAAAUAGUCACAGAAGCGUGGUUUGUGCUCAGUUAACACAGGCCAAUACAUCUAAAGGAUAUCCAUGUCAAGUAUUGAUUGGUCUUGAUUGC
Messenger RNA from Trichoderma asperellum CBS 433.97, 1457 nucleotides. RefSeq lists its product as uncharacterized. NCBI's taxonomy places the organism in Eukaryota, Fungi, Ascomycota, Sordariomycetes, Hypocreales, Hypocreaceae. The record is from RefSeq and is a predicted model, not a curated record.